Messenger RNA from Anopheles stephensi (Asian malaria mosquito), 717 nucleotides. Its product is annotated as antifreeze protein Maxi-like. Bases 1 to 717 code for a protein of 238 amino acids. NCBI's taxonomy places the organism in Eukaryota, Metazoa, Arthropoda, Insecta, Diptera, Culicidae. The transcript has 2 exons. The record is from RefSeq and is a predicted model, not a curated record.
AUGUCUUCUACCGCCGCAUCGUCAUCCUCGGUAGUUGCUCCUGUCGGUGCGGCGGCGGCGACAAUGUUUUCCGGUGGAGCUUUCACUACACCCGCACUUGGUGGUGGCGGCAUGGGAACUGGCAUUACCUCCAGCACUAGUUCCGCGUCUGCAGCUGCUACCGGUUCCAGUGGUAGUAUGUAUGACAAGAAAACCAUGUCCUCCUGCCGGUAUCAGCAGGAUAAGAUAGCUGCUACACCACAGAUAAGCUCCUCGUCGAUCGCCGACUACUACUCCGACGCCGCGUCCGGUGGAACGGCGGCUGCUGCGGCUGCAGUUGCUGCGGCCGCUGCAGCUGCUGCCGCCGCUGCCGGUCGCAUGCUGGGCCACGGAUCGUCUCUAGUACCCCCCUCCGUUUACUCGUCAUUCCAAGAGUCGGCACUGGUGGCCGCUGCCGCCGCGGCACAACAUCAGCACCACGCGCAGACCCAACCGGCCCAGCAUCUGCCAGCGCAACCGGUAGCAAUUAACAACAGCCUGUUUUCACCGCACUUUGCAACGGGCUCACCGUACCAUCAUCCACCGAUGCAAAUACUGUGGUGCCCCUGUUGUGGUGGUGAUGGUGGUCACCCGGAGCACGCAACCACCACUGUGAACAUCGUUGGUCGAUUAUUUGGCACCUCAUGUCCGACCGACACAAAGUACUCUAGGGGAGAGCAUAAGGGAACGCAUACCUAG